This is a messenger RNA of Lathyrus oleraceus (garden pea), 459 nucleotides long. RefSeq lists its product as uncharacterized. Gene Ontology annotation, molecular function: protein binding. The record is from RefSeq and is a predicted model, not a curated record. The transcript is spliced from 3 exons. Bases 1 to 459 code for a protein of 152 amino acids. Lineage: Eukaryota; Viridiplantae; Streptophyta; Magnoliopsida; Fabales; Fabaceae.
AUGGAAAAAUCCGUUGAAUCAGUGUUCAUAAAGGGAUUAUCACGUGUUGUAUCAUCCGCAAAACCACACAGACACAAAACAACCCAACCCGUAUCGCCGAACCGGGUCACCACUCCCCGAACCACAAAACAAGACCUCACUGUUAAGGUGGAAUCGCCCAAGAAGAUGGAACCUAUCGAUUGUCGAACACCACUUGCCAAGGUGGUCGCCGAUUGCGCCAAGCGGUGGUUCCAAGACACACUCAAGGAGGCCAAAGGUGGAGAUAGCACCAUGCAAGUUCUGGUUGGUCAAAUGUAUUACUCUGGAUAUGGUGUUCCUAGAGAUCCUCAAAAGGGACAUGCUUGGAUUAAUAGAGCCUCAAAAAGUAAAAAUUCAGUUUGGAAAGUAAGCCAAAAACAGCCGGGUUAUAGAGCAAGUGAUUCUGACUCAUGUGAUUUGGAGAACAAAUCUACUCCUUAG